Messenger RNA from Amphibalanus amphitrite, 2668 nucleotides. Its product is annotated as F-box/LRR-repeat protein 7-like. Gene Ontology annotation, cellular component: SCF ubiquitin ligase complex. Lineage: Eukaryota; Metazoa; Arthropoda; Thecostraca; Balanomorpha; Balanidae. Gene Ontology annotation, molecular function: protein binding. The record is from RefSeq and is a predicted model, not a curated record. The transcript has 11 exons. Gene Ontology annotation, biological process: SCF-dependent proteasomal ubiquitin-dependent protein catabolic process; positive regulation of protein ubiquitination. The coding region runs from base 230 to 1900 and encodes 556 amino acids.
AGCGGUGCGAGGCACGGCCUGACGAAUAGGUGCCAUAGCUGCGGCCGGCGCCGCGCCGCGAGAGCGCCGAAAUAAGCCGGCCGACUGUCAAAACAGCGCGGACGGGCGACUCGCGGGGCGCGGGAGGCCUGCAGGACCGACCGGACCUCAGACAACAGGUGCGGGCGGCGCGCGGAGGACGGUCGGCGCGGAGCGCUCCGAGCUCAGCCAGCGCCAGCCGUGUCCUUCGAUGGCGGCCAGGAUGCUGGACCGUCAGGCGAGUGUGAACAGCAGCCUGCCCCCGCCGUCGCCGUCGCCGUCGCAGCCGCCGCCGUCGCCGUCGCCGUCGUCAUACGACGAGGCUAGGAAGCAGCGGCUGUCGGCCAUGCUGGACACGCUGCCACCAGAGUUGGAGAGGCGGCUGUCCGUCCACCACGGCAUCAAGCUGCAACGAUAUGACACGACCAUCGACAAGCUGCCCGACAAGGUGCUGCUGCACAUCUUCUCGUUCCUGACGCACCGCGAGCUGAGCCAGUACGCGCGCGUCUGCCGCAAAUGGCGCCAGCUGGCCUACGACACGAGCCUGUGGUCGGUGGUCAGCCUGCGGCCGGAGGUCUCCGGACUCUACGUGCAGAGCACAGAGUUCCUGCAGGGACUCAUCAGCACGCGGUUCGGCGCCUCGCUGCGCUACAUCGAGCUGCCCAUCGAGCUCACCACCAACGCCGUGCUGCACGAGCUGGCCAGCAAGUGUCCCAACCUGACGUACAUGCUGCUCGACUUCUCCACGGCCAUGCAGCUGCACGACUUCAGCGAGAUGCAGGCGUUCCCCACUCGGCUGCGCUACCUGUGCAUCUGCCUCUCUGAGGUCAUCUUCAUGGAGGGCUUCAUGAGAAAAAUCUACAACUUCAUCAACGGCCUGGAGGUGCUACAUUUGAUCGGAACGUACGAGAAAAUUGAGGAGGAAGAGGAGGAGAUUUACGAGGUGGUGAACGUGCACAAGCUGAAGUCGGCCACGCCCAACCUGAGGGUGGUCAACCUGUACGGCAUCAACUUCGUGGACGACACGCACGUCGAGGCGUUCAGCUCCAACUGCAUCCAGAUGGAGUGUUUGGCCAUCAACUUCUGUGCCAAGGUCACGGGCUCGUCGUUCCGGAUCCUGUUCCAGCGCUGCAGAAAGCUCAAGUCCCUGCAGUGUCAGCAGACAAGUCUGAACAGCGAGCACGUCAUGGCGGUGGAGUGGGAGAAGACAAUGUUACAGGAGCUGGACAUCACUGCCACCGACCUGAGCACCGAGUGUCUGAUCGACCUGCUCACCAGGAUACCGGGCCUGAGGUGGCUGAGCGCCGGCCAGCAGGACGGCUUCACCGACCAGGUUCUGAAGGCCUACAUCGAGAAGGGCAAUCCGCGCAACCUGACGGCGCUCGACCUGGACCUGUGCGACAGUCUCUCCGAGGAGGGCCUGUUCGCCUUCCUCUACAAGUACGGCCACCAGCUGCACGGCCUGGUGCUAUCCGGCAUCCCGCACGUCAGCGACUCGCUCUGGCUCAAGGUCAUCCCGGCGCUGAAGAACGUCAGGAUCCUGAAGAUGGGUACCUUCACGCUGGAGGGUCUCAGUAAGAAGAUCCCCGUGGAUCAGAUAAUGGACGCGCUGGCCACCAGCUGCAGUCAGCUGGAGCGGCUCGAGAUCUGCUGGGACCCGGAGACCAUCCGGUUCUCCGACAAAAGUCAGAAGGCCAUUGACGCCGUCCGCGUGCGCUGUCUGAGACUGCGCUGUCUGGUGCUCAGUGACGGCAAAUACUACGAGGUGGUCAAGUCCAACUUCGAGCGGGCCGACCGGUCUACUGUGGUGCGAACGUCGACCACGUGCAAGGUGACCAACGCCUACCUGCUGAGCCACUACAACGACCUGCUCUUCAACUAGCUCGUCGGUCUGCCCGUCUGCCAGUCCGUCUGUUCAGUCUCCGUCUGAUCGUCUUCUGGUGACAGACGACUGUCGUCGGUGGCACGUCGUCUGCUGCCGUUCGGGCCAUGAUCACAAUGAGGAUCGGAGCCUAGGUCUCUGCCAAUGGCGGCAGUUCAGCCUCCACCGAAGUCAUGAGCACUGAGCAGUGAAUGUGCUCAGAAGUCGCUGUGCCUUCCAGCAGAGAAGUCGUCAGCGAUGUAUGCCAGGCGCCAGCUGUUUAGCUGAGACACGGGAGGGCCACGCCAGGCUCAAUCUCAGUCCCUCACCCGCUCUAAGGUGAGCAACACUGCGAUUCCCCCGAGGUGUAGUCAUUGGGACUCGACUUGCCAGGUUUACAGGCUUAUUUCAUUGCCCGUAACGGUAGGAAUGCUGCUCGCCUUUCUUAUGUUACAUUUUGCGUUUUAAACGGAACUGCCCAGUGCCCAUUGUGGACAUUGGACAACUUUGUGAGGCACGUUUUCCUGUGAGUUUCUAGUGAAUAUUGUCAAGUCCCAGGUCCCAAGAGCCUAGAGCGGUGUACUCAACAGAAGUGUAAUCUAAUGUAGUCACAUUGUCCACGCGCCAUUUAUUUUCGUCACGGUGGCGAAUGGCGGUGUGGCACGCCGGUGGCGGUGGCGGUGCCUGAUACAUGCCGGUGUCGAUUGAACGUGUCAAAAUGGGUCGUAGACUCGCUAUCGGAGCUACGAUAGCCCAACAUAUCCCCAAUAUACGACCGGUUACACCGUG